AGCCAGACAGCCAUCCACGAGAGACACUCACCAUCACAAUAUACCAGUAGGCAAAUGCCCCGACGCACCCACAUACUGCAGCAACCACAGCCAGGCGGCCACAAGAGGCCACACUCAUCAGCUGAGUGCACCAGCAGGGAAAUACCUCGACACACCCCGAUUCUGCAGCCACCAAUGCAAUUUCCAUCCGCCGACACCACGCAGGUCGGUUUCGGGUACGUCCUGUCCGGCCUGCCAUCGAAUGGGCGUGAUGGGAUACUCAGGGCUGCCGUCAGCCUUCUUUCCUCCCCUCCAGGUGCCGUCAGGGAAGAGGGUGCCGCUGCGGGCCAGGCCCUCCCGCCAUUCACCAUCGAACCACAACAUAGGACCAUCAAAGUGGUAGUAUGCCUUCGCCUGGCCGUGCCGCUUGCCGCUCUUCCAUUCGCCCUUGUAGAUCGGUUUGUUGUUGCCGUCUCGCAGCUCCCCCUCGCCGUGUGGUCUGCCGUCAAGUGUUGGCCCAUGAUAAAAAUGGACCUCCCACAGCAUGCCCGUCGCCACGACAGCUCCGUUCUUCUCCCCGUUGACCCACUCGCCCCUGUAGGUCACCUUGUCGUUGAUGAACUCCUCUCCCUGGCCGUGCCGCUUGCCGUUGGCCCAGCCGCCUCUGUAGACCAGCGUGCCGUGCUGAUACUCAUCUCCCUCGCCGUGCCAUUGGUUGUCUUUCCACUCGCCCUCGUACAGCUUCACCAUUCCUCCAUUAUAGGCUUGGUAUUUGGUGCCCCGUCCCUCUCGCUUGCCAUCCACAAAGUCGCCAUCGUACACGACACAUAUCUUGGCUUCAUCUCCGCCUUCUUUGGUGCGCACCACACCCGGCCCGUACUCCUUGCCCUUGCCGUGGUAUUUGCCGUUUCUCCACUCGCCCUCAUAGCGCAUCUCUUGCUCGUCAAACGACCGCAGCAGCCCAGCACCAUCAGGCAGCCCGUUGACCACCGAGCCAUAGUACAUGCCGAGUAAGUCCCGAUGGACAAUCUUGCGUGGAGUGAUGUGGUCGUCCUGCACCUGGCGCCGCCGGAGCUCCUUGAGCUCUGCAUGAGCCUCAUCUCUCUGAGCCUCGGCCCGCUCGCAGCGUCUCUUCCAUCCGUCCCUCUCUGUCUUGUACUCGUCUCUCUGGGCUUGGAGCUCCUCAAUCCGCAUCUCGUAUUGCUGCCGCUCUCUGUCCAUCGACCGACGAAGAUCUGCAUGCACACAGAUAUCCGCCCAGACACACGAUUGGAUGAUGUGUCUGUCGUGUGCGCACCAUCCAUGACGUUGUGCAGUAUCCCGGUCGUGUCUGUGUCGGCAGAAGUGCCCUGAUGGUCUGCUAUCUCCUCCUGCGUCAUCUCAGAGCUGCCAGAAUUGGCGUCCGAGAAGGCUUCCUCUCGUUGAGCCUCGGCUUCCUCGCACCGACGUUUCCACUCAUCUCUUUCGGCUUCGAGCUUGCUGGUCCGGCUGCGCUCACUGUCCCUUGAGCUGCGCAUCUCUGCGUGCACAGAGCAUAUGCGUGGGAAUGGUCACAUACACGCAUGAAUGCCUCCCGCUUGUGUCUGUGUGCACCUUCCAUGAUGGUCUGCAGUGUCGAGAUGGUGUGGCUUGCUUGACUCCACGCGGCGUCGUCAGACAUAGUGGCGGCAGUGAUGCCCAAGCUGUGAGGAUGGAUUGGCUCGUUCGGCAGAGAUCGGUGUUGCCAAUCAAUAGGGGCACAGCUGGGGGUGGCAGACAGGCCAACAGCGACGCACGGCGAUGGCAAAAAGGCGGCGGGAG
This is a messenger RNA of Vitrella brassicaformis, 1779 nucleotides long. The record is from the annotation of a GenBank genome assembly. Lineage: Eukaryota; Vitrellaceae.